Pestalotiopsis fici W106-1 is the source of this 558-nucleotide messenger RNA. RefSeq lists its product as uncharacterized. The record is from RefSeq and is a predicted model, not a curated record. NCBI's taxonomy places the organism in Eukaryota, Fungi, Ascomycota, Sordariomycetes, Amphisphaeriales, Sporocadaceae. Bases 1 to 558 code for a protein of 185 amino acids. The transcript has 3 exons.
AUGGGGUCGGUGCUGGACGAAAGACUUGAAGAAACCAUCUUGAAGCCCUAUACCCUGUACCUCGUCGCCUGGUACGAUGGUCUGGCGCAGUGGCCAUUCCAUUGGGGUCUCGUCGUGAUCAUGGGCGAUGAUUCGGAGAAUCCAGAAGUUACCCUUAGUCACUCAGUACCUAAAGGAACCGACAGUGGGCCACAAGCUUGGAAAUUUGAGCAGAAACCCUACAGGCUACCAGAAAGCGCAACUAUAGUCCAGCUAUUUGAGAUCAGCGCUUGGCAGAAGCUGUCUGCGCCUUACUUCAUGUCAGCGAUUGUCACACAUGGCAUGGACGUUGUUGAGGCUCAUAUUGACAACAAGGGCUACGACUGUACUACGUGGACAAGGGACAUGCUCAUCCGGCUGGCCGACGACAAGCACAUAGACCUUCCUGGAGAUCUGGACGACUUCUUUCAGGUAUUCAUUGCUAAGGCCAUCGAAUUGCAGAAGCUGAGAGAGGACCUUGCAAAGCAACAGAAAGAAUACAGGCCCAAGGUGCUAAAAUACAACAAAGCUGGUAAUUGA